GUGCUGGCGCGGCGCACGCGAAGGAAAAAGGACAUUUCUUGGUUCAGUCGGCGGCGAGCGGCUGGGCUGAGACGAUGGGGCAUCGAUGGGCCGUCCGAAGGUCUAUCCGGAGACGGACGAGGAGGAGCGGGUAGUGGGGUGGAAGGCGGACCUGGUGGCCAAGGUGCUGGCCGCCGUGUCCGCCGUCAGCUUCUCGCUGUUCGUGCUUGCCCUGAUGGCGGUUACUGACCCGCUCACCGCCACCGUCCUCGGACACUUCCGCACGCACACGUGCGUCCUCGCGCAGUCCUACGUCCACUCGGGCUCGACGCGCUGCCAGGGCUGGUCCUCCUGCAAGAACCUGUGCGCCGACCCGCCCGUCCUCUACACCUGCUUCCACCUCCUCGUCAAAGUCUACCCCCUGGACCACCUCAACGACACCCCGACCACAGUUCAAAAUUUUCAUCAGACCGCUGUUGUCAGGGAAGCUGUGGGGAACCUGAGUGCGUUCGACGUGGACGAGUUCGAACCUGGCAUGAGCCAAGAAAUGUCAGCCCGAUUGCAACUUUUCCCACCGAGCCUGGAGAUUUUCGGUUUCCGGAUUUACGGGGAUGCGUCAGGGAAGCAAAACUCGAGUGACCCUGAGGAGGAUCAGGUCGCAGGUCGGACGGUGCGCUUUUUCGUGAACGCGGCAGGGUGCGGCUACGACCUGAACUGCUCCGAGUUCCAGCAGCGCUUCGGCCGCGUCGGUGCCAAAUUUCCGUGUCAGUACAGCCGCGUGUUGAACCGGACAAUGCCCGUGGACGUCGACCCUGAUGUCGACGAUCCGUGGCUGGUGUCGCUGCUGACGCCGGCCGUGCCGGCGCUGCUGUCGCUGGCGUCGCUCGCCUAUCUCUGCGUCAGGGGCCACUGCGACCUGCCGCGCCUCAUCCCGCGCAACGUCCUCAUCAAGAUGAUCAGGCGCAGACGCACCAAGGUCCGCAAGCAGCUCAGGUUGAUGCAGAAAAGGGGCAGCAUGCGCAGCAACCGCAGCUUCAAGAGUCUCAAGAGCUCGGCGCCAAACACGCCGCAGAGCCUUGAGUGGAAGAAGCGGCCGCUGCCCAACAUCACCGUCGACGGCGCCGAAAAGGUUGAGGAUGACCUUGUCGUGCAGCUCGUGUGAGAAACGAAAAUUUUUGAACUGUCGACUUUAAGACUCCUAAAUUCAGAAAGUGCAGUGAACAGUUUGAAUAAAUUUUUCAGGCCGGAUCAGAAGAAAAUUAUUAA
This is a messenger RNA of Neocloeon triangulifer, 1245 nucleotides long. RefSeq lists its product as uncharacterized. Gene Ontology annotation, molecular function: sodium channel regulator activity. The transcript has 2 exons. The record is from RefSeq and is a predicted model, not a curated record. Bases 86 to 1141 code for a protein of 351 amino acids. NCBI's taxonomy places the organism in Eukaryota, Metazoa, Arthropoda, Insecta, Ephemeroptera, Baetidae. Gene Ontology annotation, biological process: regulation of sodium ion transport.